UUUUUAAGUCUAAAGGAAUAAAAGUAAAAAUAAAGGGGCAUUUAAGUAAUUGUAAGCAGCGCCAAGCGUAGGAGAACAAGAGAAGAUCUCUGCGAUCCCGUUUCAUCGAUCGGAGCUCGUAGGUUCGCAGGCGAAAGAGGAAGAAAGAGAAGCUGAGAGUAUGAUACUGGCGGUGCUGUUUGCGAACGUUGAGGGAAAUAUCCUCAUCGAGCGUUUUCAUGGUGUUCCUGCAGAGGAGCGGCUACACUGGCGUUCCUUCUUGGUUAAAUUAGGAGCUGACAAUCUCAAGGGUGCCAAAAAUGAAGAGCUCCUCGUGGCUUGCCACAAGUCAGUUUAUAUUGUGUACACAGUUCUAGGGGAUGUCAGCAUAUAUGUUGUGGGCAAGGACGAGUAUGAUGAACUUGCUUUGUCCGAGGUAAUCUUUGUCAUAACCUCAGCUGUGAAGGAUGUAUGUGGGAAGCCCCCAACUGAGCGCCUUUUCCUUGAUAAGUAUGGAAGGAUAUGCCUGUGCUUGGAUGAAAUUGUAUGGAAGGGAUAUUUGGAAAAUACAGAGAAAGAUAGAAUCAAAAGAUUGAUAAGGUUGAAGCCUCCGACAGAGUUCUGAAUGAGAAUGGCCAAUUAUAACGCAAUCAUCAAUCUGAGUUGUGUUUAGCAUCUUCUUAGUUGGAAUGGCAAGGCGCUGAAGUUUCUGUAGGAUAUAUGAGUUCUGCAACAGCUAUGCUAUCAUUGAGGCAAUCCUCUCGGUAUGAGCUUUCU
Molecule: messenger RNA, 756 nt
Organism: Arachis ipaensis
Lineage: Eukaryota; Viridiplantae; Streptophyta; Magnoliopsida; Fabales; Fabaceae
Product: SNARE-like superfamily protein
Biological process (GO): intra-Golgi vesicle-mediated transport; intracellular protein transport; retrograde vesicle-mediated transport, Golgi to endoplasmic reticulum
Cellular component (GO): COPI vesicle coat
Source: RefSeq, a predicted model, not a curated record